Molecule: messenger RNA, 2296 nt
Organism: Dermatophagoides farinae (American house dust mite)
Lineage: Eukaryota; Metazoa; Arthropoda; Arachnida; Sarcoptiformes; Pyroglyphidae
Product: leukocyte elastase inhibitor
Molecular function (GO): serine-type endopeptidase inhibitor activity
Source: RefSeq, a predicted model, not a curated record
AUCGAAAUUUGAAAUUUUUUCUCAAGUUAACUGAUAUUCUACUAAAUGAUGAUUAGCACCAUCUAUCGAUAUUCAAUAUGGAUAAUAAAAACAGUAUAUAUCUGAUGUCCGAUACCAGAACUGGAUAUAUCCAUGGUUAGAUAGAUAACUGGACAACAAAAUCACUUGAUUCGAAUGAAUGAAUGAAGCUAGUUUAUUUCGUUUGCCAAUUCGGUGAUGCUCGAUUCAAGUUGUGAACAGUUACCAGAACAACAACAACAACAACAACAACAACACUACGAUGAUUGGCCAACAAACAGACUACCGUUAUCAUAUAAGAUGAUCAAGGUAUAUGUCAUUGACCUUAAACCAUAACCACCAUCAUCAUCAUAUUUUGAUUUUUCUACGAGCAUUCAAUUUGAUCAAUCGAUUCUUCAAAAGGUCGUAGAACAAACAGCAAAUAAAAAAAAAUGAAUUUUAUUUCACAAUUAUUAUAGUGAUCAUCAAAAAAUCUAUUUUUUUAAAAGUUUUUACCAAAAAAAACCAUUCGAAAUAAAAAAAACGAUGACGAAUCCAAACAUGACAAUGACCAUCAUUUUAUUUGUGUUUUUAUUCGCUAAUGUUGCUACGGCCAACAUUCAUCAUCAACAGCGAUCAUCAAUCGUAUCCACCAAUCCAAUCGUGGCAAAAUCAUCACAAUGGCAAGGAAUAGCUACCACAUCAAAUCAAUCGACAACUUUAUCAUCAUCUUCUUCAUCACAACAACAACAACAACAGCCACAACGUGUCCAAACCACAACAGCAACAACAAAUUCAAAUGAACAAUGGAUUGGAAAUGGUCAUCUACAAUUUACAUUCGAUUUAUUGGCCGGAAUUUUUAUGAACAGUAUUGAUUUAAAAACAGGAAAUUUAGAUUCUGUCGUAUUCUCACCAUUCAGUAUUCAAUCAAUGUUGAUGAUGAUUCAUCUGGGUGCUAAAGGUGUAACUAAAAGUGAAAUUGCUAAAAUAUUACAUUUGGAUUCAAUGGAAAAUAAUGUUACCUUUUCGAAAACACAUGAAGCAUUUAGUCAAGCAGUGAAAAGUUUAAUUGAUGAUGUCAACAUAAGUAAAUCAUUGCAUAGUGCUAAUCAGAUAUUCAUACAAGAAACGUUACAAGUAUCAAAUACAUAUCUGUCGGCUGUAAAUCAUUAUCAUCUUUCUUCUAUACGUUAUUUGAAUUUUGCUAAAGAAUCCUAUCAAGUAUUGAAUACAAUCAAUGAUUGGAUUGAAAAACAAACACAACAUAUGAUAACGAAUUUUCUUACUACACCACCAUCACCGGCCACAACAUUGAUGGCUGUCAAUGCCAUUCGUUUUAAAGGCGAUUGGCAAUAUCGUUUUGAUCCAAGUGACACGGAAAAAGAUGCCUGGUUUCGAAUGAUCAAUGGUCAAGUGGCCACUGUUGAUAUGAUGGUUGCUCAACAUCCAGUAGCAUUUGCUUAUAGUGCAUCGUUACAAACAUCCAUUAUUGAAUUACCAUUCAAAAUGCAACGAUUAAGUUUUUUUCUUUUACUUCCAAACGAUACUUUUGGCCUGUUUUCUUUGUUGAAUUCAUUGAAUGCUACAGUAUUUGCUGAUUUAAUUUAUUCAAUGCGUAAAGUAAAUAGUGGUGAUAAAACAUUUGGAGGUUCCAAUGGUGUAAAUAUUCGUUUGCCAAAAUUUACAAUUAGUUCAAUGCCUCGUAUUACGGAAAUUAUGAAAACUCAAAUGGGUGUAAAAAGUUUAUUUUCAACCGAAUCUGCAAAUCUUGAAGCCAUGUUCAAUCGAUAUAGUGGCCAUAUUCAUAUGGGUGAUUUACUACACAAAGCUGUCAUUAAAAUUGAUGAACAAGGUAGUAUUGGUGCAGCGGUGAGCACAAGUUCUAUUGAACGUAUCGGUGCAUUUAAUGGGCCAUAUUUUGAAGCCGAUCAUCCAUUCAUUUAUCUAUUGAUGGAUAAACAAACUGGUCUGGCAUUGUUUGCCGGUAUUUAUGCUGGACCAGGUAAAGAAGAUCAACAACAAGAUUCAACCAUACAAAAAUCAAAAACAUUAUCAACAACAAAAACUAUAAUGCAAUCCAAUAAUAAUAAUAAUAAUUUACAACAACAAAUUAAUACUGUGAAAAAUUCGAAUCAACAGCCACCAUCAUCUGCAUCUAUUCAAUCACAAUCAUCAUCAUAUCAUCAUCAUCAUCAUCAUCAGCGUUUACAUUUGAAUCAAUAUACAUUUGGAAUGACACCAGAUGGCAGUAAUGUCGAUAAUAAUAAUAAAAUGAAAUAUAAAUUGUAACGUUUUUGAA